GUCUGCCUCCCGUAGUCAACAAACCGCGCAGCGAAAAUACGAACGAAAACAAAACCAUGUGCAGCGAUACACUGCGCUAAAUCUACGUAGAUUUGAGUAAAUCCAUCAGUUUUUAGUUUAGCAAGCACACCAAAAUCAAUGUCACGCGACACCCCUGCAGAAUCCAACUCAUCGCCAAACAUGUCGCACUACCAGAUUUUGAACGUUGCCCCCGAUGCUACACUGGACGAAAUACGCCGUUCCUAUCAGUUGUUGGCCCUUCGUUUCCAUCCAGACAAAUUAAGUCUACAAAAUUGUUCCAUCGCUCAGGAAGAAAGCGCUGCUUCGGCAGAUCAAUUCAUACGGAUCGACGAAGCGUGGAAGGUGCUGAGGGACGAGGAAGCCCGGCGGGUGUACGAUGCCGAGCUGAUGCAGCGGACUUGUCGGGAGGAAUACUUCGUGAACGAAGUGCUUCGGAGGGCGGAUUUCAGACACGAACAGGAAGAGGAUUACUACUAUCACACCUGUCGCUGCGGUGGAUUGUAUGUGCUACCGGAGAAUUUGGGCGCGGAUGAAAGUUGUUACAUUGCUUGUGAUGAGUGCUCGCUGGUUGUUCAGGUGAAUGCUAAAUAAUGAAUCGUGUUUUGUUAUGAAAAAUUUA
This is a messenger RNA of Aedes aegypti (yellow fever mosquito), 640 nucleotides long. RefSeq names its product DPH4 homolog. Gene Ontology annotation, molecular function: ferrous iron binding; ATPase activator activity. The transcript has 2 exons. Gene Ontology annotation, biological process: positive regulation of ATP-dependent activity. Lineage: Eukaryota; Metazoa; Arthropoda; Insecta; Diptera; Culicidae. The record is from RefSeq and is a predicted model, not a curated record. Bases 139 to 612 code for a protein of 157 amino acids.